AAACUAGCAGGUGAGUUACAUCUCCGUCACAGUAUGUAGUCAUCUGAGUCCUGCAUCAUGUAAGUAUGAGGUACCAUGGUAGCACUCAGCCGCCCUGGUCCACUUUGACACUUGCACACCAGGCCCCCCUUGACAACUAUCCUGCCACUAGCAUAUAUACUUCUUUCAUAGUGUUCCAUGCUUUUGAGCCUCCCGCGAGCCAGCCAUCAUCUAUCGCCAUUUCCUGCGGGCUUCCUUCCUUACUGUCUAUAUUCUUGCGAUUAACAGGGGUCCUUAGGCCAAGCUUCCGAAUUUUCAUUGGGAUCAGAAGGAUAUGUUGUCCUAACGGAGCUUCCUUACUUUUCGUGCUUCGAUCCAACAGUUCCCUCGUCUUGGGAGAAUGGACGAUAGGUGUUUCUACAGCAACGCCACCUUCUCCUGAUCCAUUGGGCAGUCUACCAUCUGCCAACUGCAUUUGUGCGCCUGUACUCAAAGAAGCUUCUACCCCAAGUAACGACUCAAGAUAUUCGACACGAUCGCUCGCAAGUUGCAGCUGCGCGCGCGUCAAGUUCAUGCUCCCUGGCAGUUUUCAACUUCUCGAGUUCCAUCACGACGGCUUGCAGCUGGGCUGAUUGAGGUGUGCGACCCGGAGUUGCCAUGAGGGAUACAGUGUGAGGGCAGACGUCGGAAGAUGAUGGAUUGGUUUGGGUAUGUGCUUUUGGGUGAAGAUGGUAGUUACAAUGGUCGCCGUUGUGUUCUCGUAGUUUCGAUGGGGGUCUAUAGACUCAAUUCAAUGUUUUGCGCAAUGUUAAAAUGCAUAUCACUUGAGGAAUUGUGCCCAAUAUAGACAAACCGCAUUU
Somion occarium is the source of this 839-nucleotide messenger RNA. Lineage: Eukaryota; Fungi; Basidiomycota; Agaricomycetes; Polyporales; Cerrenaceae. The record is from the annotation of a GenBank genome assembly.